This is a messenger RNA of Gaeumannomyces tritici R3-111a-1, 963 nucleotides long. RefSeq names its product nicotianamine synthase 3. Lineage: Eukaryota; Fungi; Ascomycota; Sordariomycetes; Magnaporthales; Magnaporthaceae. Gene Ontology annotation, biological process: nicotianamine biosynthetic process. The coding region runs from base 1 to 963 and encodes 320 amino acids. The record is from RefSeq and is a predicted model, not a curated record. The transcript is spliced from 3 exons. Gene Ontology annotation, molecular function: nicotianamine synthase activity.
AUGUCCCCCACGCCUGCCAAACCGACAUGUCGCCCGUCCAAGGGCAGCCGCCUGGUGGCCGAGACAGCGCGAGAUGCCGCAGGCCAGAUCGUUGAAUCCCAUGCCGCCCUGACCAAAGAGAGCUCCCUUGCGCCUAGCGCAUCCGUCAACGCCAUCCUGUCGAGCUUAGUCAAGCUGUGCUCCGAAAUCCACGACCACAACACCGUGGACCUGAUACUCCAAGACGAGCGGGUCACAUCCAUCCUCCCCGAACUCCGGCGGUUCUGCGCUGAGUCCGAGUUCUUGCUGGAGCGCCACUGGGCAGAGUGGGUGCAGAGCGACGAGGCGAGCGACCUUAUCCCGGACCCGUGGGACCGCCUGUGCAAGUUCCCCUACUACAGCAACUACGUCGAGCUGGUGCGAAUAGAGCUCGCCGCGCUCUUCACAGUCCUGCCCUCGGCCCCGACCCGGAUCGCCUAUGUCGGCUCGGGCCCCAUGCCGCUGACCUCCAUCUGCAUCACCCUCGCCCUGACCGGCGGCGGCGGCUCACCCUGGGGCGCGUGGGACGGGCCGCCGGCCCCGCUCGAGGUUCUGAACAUUGACUGCGACGACGACGCCCUACGCCUCUCGCGUGAGAUGGCAAGGCAGUUGGGCCUGACGGGGCAAGGCAUGGGGUUCGCCAGGGCCGACGCCAAGGAUUUCGACCUGGACCUCUCAGGCUACCAGGUCGUUUAUCUCGCCGCCCUCGUGGGCUCGACCAACGAGGAGAAAGAGAGGUGUAUCGUCAACGUCGCCAGCCGUAUGGACCCCGGCGCCGUCAUCCUGACGAGGUCUGCCUGGGGGCUCCGCAAAUGCCUGUACCCGGAGCUACAAAUCAGCCGGCCGGCGCUUUUGCAGUGUCUUGACAUCUGUCUUGUGGUGCACCCGUACGGGGCCGUGGUGAACUCGGUCAUGGUCGCCAGAGUUAAAGGCAGACAUGCGUAG